UCCAGAUAGAACCGUCGCCUCACUCGAGCACCUCGAGGAUUUCGGGAUGCCUGAAUGAGGUGCGCCGCAGCUGCAAAGGGACUCCUUGCUAACUUUCUGAGACAUUUGGAGGCGGCGUGGAGAGGAGAGACUUGAAUCUGGACCCGAUUAGCGCAAUAGACGCGUCGGUCGGCCUUGAUGCCGCAGAUACGUCGCGUGUGCGCGGUGCGGCCGAGGGAGUGAGUGAACGUUCCGAUCCGGCGGAUUGAAAGAUGCUUUUCCUGGAGCGACCGAGCACGAUGAACCCGGAGCGCGGCGAACGAGGGGAGCGUUCUUCGCACCGAGGCCCAGAGAUGGAGCCUAUUCCUGGGGGGAAGAAGGCCAAGGUGUCCACGAGCUUCCAGAGGAGCUCCACCUCGGACGACGACUCUGGCUGCGCGCUGGAGGAGUACUCCUGGGUGCCACCAGGACUUAGACCCGAGCAGGUCCAGAUGUAUUUCUCCUGCCUGCCGGAGGACAAAGUGCCGUACGUCAACAGCUCCGGGGAGAAACACCGCAUCAGGCAGCUCCUCUACCAGCUGCCCCCCCACGACAAUGAGGUUCGUUACUGCCAGUCUCUAACGGAGGAAGAGAACCGGGAGCUCCACAUGUUCAGCGCCCAGCGGAAGAGGGAGGCACUCGGGAGGGGAACGCCCAAGAUCCUGCCCCGGGCGCUGCAACACACUCGCUGCGAAAACUGUGGAGGCGGCAUCAGCGGAGGGGAGAUGGCGAUCUUUGCCUCGAGGGCUGGACCGAACCCCUGCUGGCACCCGGCAUGCUUUGCGUGUGCUACGUGCCAAGAGCUGCUCGUGGAUUUGAUCUAUUUCUACCAAAACGGCAAGAUCCUCUGUGGAAGGCACCACGCGGAGCUUAUGAAACCAAGAUGCUCCUCGUGCGACGAGAUUAUCUUCGCGGAUGAGUGCACAGAGGCGGAGGGACGUCAUUGGCACAUGAAGCAUUUUGCCUGUUUUGAGUGCGGGACAAUAUUAGGGGGGCAGCGCUACAUCAUGAAAGAGGGCCGGCCCUACUGCUGCGGAUGCUUCGAGUCGCUGUAUGCGGAGUACUGCGAGGCCUGUGGUGAAAAUAUCGGAGUGGACCAUGCUCAAAUGACCUACGAAGGUGGACAUUGGCAUGCGACGGAUGAGUGCUUCAGUUGUGCUCACUGUAAGAUGUCCUUGCUGGGUUGUCCAUUCCUGCCGAAACAAGGUCGGAUCUACUGUUCAAAGGCCUGCAGUCAAGGAGAGGACACCCACACCUCGGAUUCUUCAGACUCCGCCUUCCAGUCUGCUCGCUCUCGCGAAUCCCGCCGCAGCGUCCGCAUGGGUAAGAGCAGCAGGCCCGCUGAACAGUGGAGACAGUCCCAAGUCUUAAAUCCCUCGACCUUGGUUUCUGGGUGCGAGUACAAGUUUGUUGAGGGCGGAGUUGAUGGGGAUGUUGAGAUCAUUGGGCAGAAACUUUCACAUCUAGGCCUGGAUGAGGAAAGGUUCUGGCGGGAUCGUGAGGAGCAGGAUGCUGGGGGAGAGGAGGACCCCGAGGAAUGGGCCCAGCACGAAGACUAUAUGACCCAGCUUUUGCUCAAGUUUGGUGAUCAAGGAAUGAUGCAUCAAAUUCAGCAGCCAUCCCUAAAGUCUCCCAGUACCGGCAAUGACAGAAACCGCCAAAGUGUUUCUGACCCUUGGCUAAAGCCAGACACCCUCGGAAUCACUGCCGCUUCACCUACCCCUACCAGUCCUACCCAGAGCCAAGCUUCCAAUCAAUCCCGAGCCAACAGCCUUAGCCCUGGACUCAUGAACAAGAAGCAUCUUCCGGAAAUGUACUGGGCCCAAUCUCAGGACGGACUGGGCGACUCGGCCUACGGAAGUCAUCCAGGACCUGCCAGUGCCAGAAAGAUCCAAGAGCUCGAGUUCGACCAAGACCAGGACCACUCUAGUGCCGGCAAACACGCCCUAUGGCCAGAGAACCGACAGUGGUACCAAGAUACGCUCGAAUGUAUAGCGGAUGAACUGAGGAAAGCGGGGCAGGGUGUCGGAGACUCCAUGGACUCCCUGGCACUGUCAAACAUCACUGGUGCGUCAGUUGAUGGUGAUUGCAGGGAUAGGCCUACGGUGUACUCCCUUCAUGCAAUGCCGGACUCUUUGGUGGUGGACGGCUGUGAGAAAAUGAGCAACAUGGGGACGUUUAACUCGUCUCAUCUUCACCGCAGCAACAACUCCCUCAACCUUAUCUCGGAGAAGGGGGAACAGGAGGCGGCACAAGACGGGGAGAUUGCAACGAGGGGAGGACUCCUCUCUUCGUACUCCCGUUCAGAAACACCAUCAUCUGCAUUUGUCCACGGACCGGCUCUGAGGAGGACCAAGUCACAGUCCAGGCCGCCUCAGAUGGUCAAGUUCACAGAAGACACUGUGGAUAAUGGAUAUAAUGAUGGAUUUGAGGUCAAUAUCAGAAAGCAUCCGAUGAGUGAGAGGCCACAGAGGAGGGUCUACGCCCACGAUCAGGUGGGCAGGGAAAGAAGCCGUCCAUCAAGUCACCACGGCCGCAACAGACAGCAGACCCACCACACAAGACACCACAGGAGCCGCAAAACCCAUUCGGAUAUUGCUCUGAACGUGACGCCUUCGGAAAAGGCACAGAGACCGUAUCGACAUCACCGACAGAAUCUCGCCAACCCACGCCAAAGGUCUCCAAGUCAACCGUUGCCGUAUUCUCAAACCCGAUCAGACUACAUGAUUCAGGGACCAUGUAAGGCGGACCCUCGGGUCGAGCGUUUUAUGGGUCUCUACAAAGGUGAGGAUGAGUGGUGUUCCACUUGCUCCUCGUCAUCGUCGGACUCCGAAGAGGAGGGAUACUUCCUGGGCCAGCCUAUCCCGCAGCCUCGACCCAGCGGGCGCUUCUACGCCGAGGACUACCCGAGGGUCGUCCCCCUCUCGUCGCAAAGCCACGGCUCAAAGACUGGUCGCAGAAAGCGCCACCGCUCCAAAAACUGUAUUAUCUCGUAAAGCUCAGUCUGCAUCAAGACUAAGACCUGAAAGUGUUUUUUUUUUUUUUCUUUGUUUUUUGUAAAACCACAAACAUUUUGUACAGGUGUUUAAGAGCUUUAGAUAUAGGCUGAGUUGUAAUUAGGCUACCAGAUAUGGAAGGAAUGAGUCGGGUGCAAUGCCAAAAAAAAAAACUAAAUUAUAGCCAGAUGUGUGUAAACUGGCUCAAGGGUAUCCUUUU
Syngnathoides biaculeatus (alligator pipefish) is the source of this 3234-nucleotide messenger RNA. RefSeq names its product prickle homolog 1b (gene prickle1b). NCBI's taxonomy places the organism in Eukaryota, Metazoa, Chordata, Actinopteri, Syngnathiformes, Syngnathidae. The record is from RefSeq and is a predicted model, not a curated record. Gene Ontology annotation, molecular function: zinc ion binding. The transcript has 8 exons. Bases 252 to 3014 code for a protein of 920 amino acids.